Molecule: messenger RNA, 1203 nt
Organism: Knipowitschia caucasica
Lineage: Eukaryota; Metazoa; Chordata; Actinopteri; Gobiiformes; Gobiidae
Source: the annotation of a GenBank genome assembly
AUGAAUACGGCCGAACACCUCGCUCCACUGCUGCUUUUGUCUGAUAACAAAGCUCUGGCUCUUAUCGCAGAGGCCUCACCAGCAAAGACGACGGUUUGUGUGGGGACUUUCGGGACCGUGGGGACCGUGGGGAUUGUGGGGACCGCGGGGACCAUGGGGACUUUGGGGACCGUGGGGAUUGUGAGGACCGUGGGGAUUGUGGGGACCGCGGGGACCGUGGGGACUGUGAGGACCGUGGGGAUUGUGAGGACCGUGGGGAUUGUGGGGACCGCGGGGACCGUGGGGACUGUGAGGACCGUGGGGAUUGUGAGGACGUGUUACCACCAAAUACAGGAUGUGUCCCGGGUCAGGUCCACCGUCUCAGUUUGUUCAUACCUGUGCCUCCUCAUGGGCUUCUAUUUCCCACUGUCUUAUCUUAAAGCGGACCGGCCUCUGGUGCGGUCCCUGGAGCGGCCUCUGGACCGCCCUCUGGGGCGGCCUCUGGGGCGGCCUCUGGAGCGGUCCCUGGGGCGGCCUCUGGAACGGCUUCUGGGGCGGCCUCUGGAGCGGCCUCUGGAGCGGCCUCUGGAGCGGCCUCUGGGGCGGCCUCUGGGGCGGCCUCUGGAGCGGCCUCAGGGGCGGUCCCUGGAGCGGCCUCUGGAGCGGUCCCUGUGGCGGUCCCUGUGGCGGUCCCUGCAGCGGCCUCUGGAGCGGCCUCUGGAGCGGCCUCUGGAGCGGCCUCUGGAGCGGCCUCUGGAGCGGCGGCCUCUGAAGCGGCCUCUGAAGCGGCCUCUGGAGCGGUCUCUGGAGCAGUCUCUGGAGCGGCCUCAGGAGCAGCCUCAGGAGCGGCCUCUGGAGCGGCCUCUGGAGCGGCCUCAGGAGCGGCCUCAGGAGCGGCCUCAGGAGCGGCCUCAGGAGCGGCCUCAGGAGCGGCCUCAGGCCUCAGGAGCGGCCUCAGGAGCGGCCUCUGGAGCGGCCUCAGGAGCAGCCUCUGGAGCAGCCUCUGGAGCAGCCUCUGCAGCAGCCUCUGGAGCAGCCUCUGCAGCGGUCCCUGCAGCGGUCUCUGGAGCGGCCUCUGGAGCGGCCUCUGGAGCGGCCUCUGGAGCGGCCUCUGGAGCGGCCUCUGGAGCGGCCUCUGGAGCGGCCUCUGGAGCGGCCUCUGGAGCGGCCUCUGGAGCGGCCUCUGGAGCGGCCUCUGGAGCGGCCUCUGGAGCGGUCCCUUAA